This is a messenger RNA of Oryzias melastigma (Indian medaka), 5119 nucleotides long. It is a transcript of the gene adamts12, whose product is annotated as ADAM metallopeptidase with thrombospondin type 1 motif, 12. Lineage: Eukaryota; Metazoa; Chordata; Actinopteri; Beloniformes; Adrianichthyidae. The transcript is spliced from 24 exons. Gene Ontology annotation, biological process: extracellular matrix organization; proteolysis. Gene Ontology annotation, cellular component: extracellular matrix. Gene Ontology annotation, molecular function: metalloendopeptidase activity. The coding region runs from base 452 to 5095 and encodes 1547 amino acids. The record is from RefSeq and is a predicted model, not a curated record.
UUUUUAAGCUUUUAUAAAAGUUUGUGGUACGAUUCUCUAAAAAUGAUUUUUUUUCAUUAAUAUUGUCAGGUAGUUUCCUUUUUGCGCCCUCCCUUUGCAGUUUUUCUGCACAUGCUCGAUGCUCCUGCUAAUUGCCGCGCUGCUGCUUCAGGAGACAAGUUCUGACACAUCCGAGCGGUUCAGCCAAACGCAGGCAGCUGCGGCGUCUGCAGCGCCGUGGCUGUGCUCCCCCACGUCAGGAAAGGAGACACUGGUCCAGAGAACACUCCUCCCCUCCGUCCUCGGAGCGUUCCCCCCUUUCUCUCUGUCUUCCAACCAUGAUCUGGCUGCCAGUCUUCCUCUGCGCGCGUGAGCUCGACCAUGACGCGGAGCAGGAGAGGUCCUCUCUAACGUCACCGGAUCUCCAUGCCCGGGACUCUUCUGCAGGACUUUGACUGUGUUUCUGUGAAACAUGCCAUGUUCUCGGGGGUGCUCGAUUCUUUCUCUGCUCCACUUUGUUUUCAUCCUGGCAGGCGGCCACAAAGAACUCUCUGACACACUCCUUUCCCUCCUUGCAGACCGAGGUCCUGACCGGUCAGUUGUCCAUCCUGUGAAAACCAGCGCUGAUGGAGAGUUUAUUUCCAACGAGGUGUCUCACCAUUUCAAUGUUGGGAGACACAGACGUGACCUGCAAGGCCAGCCUCCUCAGAGCCAGGUCUACUAUCAGCUUAGCUACAAGGGUCGAACCUUGAAGUUCAAUCUGACUGCAAACAAGCAUCUGAUUUCCAGCGACUAUGUUUUGGAAAAAAGGAAGGACAACUCCACUGAGCAUCGCUCCGUCCAGAGGAACUCCUGCCACCUCAUUGGGACGGUGGAAGUCUCUGGUGUUAGAGGGACCGCUGCCAUCAGCACCUGUGCAGGACUGACUGGAUUCUUCUCUCUGCCAGACGGACACUUCUUCAUCGAACCUGUUCAGAAAUCUCCUGAUGGACUUCCAGAGCCUCACAUUAUCUACCCCAAAGCUUCUUCAGGAACUCACAGACACAAACGUGACUCGGAGCCGGAAGAGACUCGCAGCCCGUGUGGAGUUCAAGACGCUCCAAGCGACUCCAUCCAGGCCGAGAGGGAGAGGGAGGAGUGGGAGAGGGAGCAGCAGAGGGCGGGGGCUCGGGCCCGGAACCACAGGUCCGUCAGUCGAGAGCGGUGGGUGGAGACCAUGGUGGUGGCCGACUCCAAACUCAUCGAAUACCACGGCAGUGACAAUGUGGAGUCCUACAUCUUCACCAUCAUGAACAUGGUGGCGGGCAUCUUUCAUGAUGCUAGCAUCGGGAACGCCAUUCACGUCAUCUUAGUGCGUCUCAUUCUCCUACAAGGACAAGAGAAAGGGUUAAAGAUCGUUCACAAUGCAGAUACAACUCUGGCCAGUUUCUGCGCCUGGCAGAAACACUUAAAUCCACAAAAUGAUGCUCAUCCCGCUCACCAUGAUCUGGGAAUUCUCAUCACCAGGAAAGACAUCUGUGCAGGAAUGAACCAGCCCUGCGAGACCCUGGGUCUGUCUCACCUGUCUGGAAUGUGUCAGCCUCACCGCAGCUGUAACAUCAACGAGGACUCAGGCCUUCCUGUCGCCUUCACCGUCGCCCAUGAAAUGGGACACAGCUUCGGAAUUCAACAUGACGGCCAGGGGAAUGACUGUGAGCUUCAGGGGAGGCACCCGUUCAUCAUGUCCAGACAGCUGAUGUACGACACGUCGCCGCUCACCUGGUCGUCCUGCUCCAAGGAUUACGUCACGCGCUUCCUCGACCGAGGUUGGGGUUUUUGUCUUGAUGACCGUCCCUCCAAGAGGGACAUUGCCACGCCACUGGCUCGUCUCGGCCUCCGCUACACCACCCACCACCAGUGUCAGCUCCAAUAUGGUCCAAACGCCACUUUCUGCCCAGAAGUUGAUAAUGUGUGCCAGAUCCUCUGGUGUUCUGUAAACGGCUCUUGUCGCUCCAAACUGGAUUCUCCCAUCGAUGGUACCCGCUGUGGACCAGAGAAGUGGUGCAUCUCUGGAGAGUGUGUUAUUGUGGGUAAGCUGCCUGAGACGGUGAAUGGUGGUUGGGGACCGUGGAGCAGCUGGUCUUACUGCUCUAGGACGUGUGGUACUGGAGUUCAGUCUGCAGAGAGGGAAUGCAACAACCCCAAGCCAGAGUUCGGGGGCAGAUACUGCACAGGGGAGAGGAAGCGCUAUCGGACCUGCAACACAAAACCUUGUCAGAGAAAUAAACCCACCUUCAGGGAGAUGCUGUGCAGUGAGUUUGACACCGUGCCCUACCACAAUGAGCUCUACCGCUGGAUUCCCGUCUUUAGCCCCACGAAUCCCUGCGAACUGCACUGUCAACCUGUCGGUGAGUUUUUCUCUGAGAGGAUGCUGGACGUUGUGACCGAUGGAACGCCGUGUUUCAUGAACAACAAAUCCAGAAACAUCUGUGUCAACGGCGUGUGCAAGGACGUUGGUUGCGACUACGGCAUUGAAUCAAACGCCGUGGAGGAUCAAUGUGGCGUCUGUUUGGGCGACGGAACAAGCUGUCAGACCGUCUCAAAGUCAUUUGAUCAAGGAGAAGAGUUUGGCUACAUGGACGUGGGGGUGAUACCUGAGGGGGCACGGUAUAUUUCGGUGAAGGAAGCGUCGGAGGUGGGGAACUUCCUGGCCCUUAAGAGCGUGGAGUCAGAGGAGUACUUCCUCAACGGCAACUUUAUAAUCCAGUGGAAUGGCGAGUAUGAAGUGGGCGGGACGACGUUCUACUAUGAACGCAAUGGGAACAUGGAGAACCUCACUGCUCCUGGACCCACCAAGCAUCCAGUCAUGUUGCAGCUGUUGAUUCAAGAAAAGAAUCCAGGGAUAAAGUACGAGUACACCAUCAAGAAGACGAAAGACUCUGAGAAUGAGGUCACUGAACCCAUUUACAUUUGGAAACAUGGAGCCUGGACCGCCUGCAGCACCACUUGUGGCCAAGGAGAACAACACCAGCCUGUGCGCUGUUUUCAGGAGGAUGUAGGCGUUGUGGACGAGUCUCUGUGUGACCCUGACAACCGUCCAGAAGACAAACUUCGCCAAUGCAAGAACAUGGAAUGCCCCGCCAGGUGGUGGGUCGGCAGCUGGCAGCAGUGUACAGCCACCUGUGGGUCUGAGGGUGUGAGGAAGCGAACGGUUCUCUGUGUUCGCACCGUUUCCUGGGAAGAAAGAGUGCUCCAUCCUGUGGAAUGCAAGCAUCUUCUGAAACCCAAACCCAUAGUGCCGUGCAACAGGGAUGUACCAUGUGGACAUGAGUGGGCUGUCAGCAGCUGGGAAGAAUGCUCUGUUUCAUGUGGAGGAGGUGUUCGUUCACGCAAUGUAACAUGCACACUUAAACCCAGGAAUCCCUGCAACGCCGCCACCAAACCCAGAUCCAGAUCCCUCUGUGCCUUGCAGAACUGCCCCAACUCGAGUCUUCACAGAAAGCUGCCUAUGUCCCGCCGCAUCCUCCCUCCAAAGACUCCUCCCUCUAAGCAUCCAAGAACCACAGUAGCACCUACAUCGACAAAAAAAGCAGCUACUUUCAUACCAAAAACGACAUCACUUCCAAACGUUGAACCCACAACCCCUGAAAUCAUCGAUGCAGAUGACUAUGACUUUAGUGUUGGGGCGGGAAAAACAGAGAAUCCAAAAAACCUCACCAAGUCUAACAUUAUCAAAAAACAGAAGAAAGUAACUAUAAUAGAAGAUGAUAAUUUAGAAGAGGGAAGUACUCCCACCAUGCUCAUGUACACUGCCGGAUAUGAUUAUGUUGUUGAAGAUAAGACAGGAGGAAAUAUUAGUGAUGCGGAAGUUUUCACCACAGAAACAUCCCUCAGAAGUUUUCUUCAAGUAACUCCUUCAAAACCGCCAAAAAGCCCAGUCACAAUGCAUACAAUCAGAGCACCAGCCACAACUACCAUCCCGUGGACAACUCAACACUUAUCCAACCCCCACAUCACCUCAAACAUCAGUCGGGGCAGCCACUGGACACGCAGGAAUCCAUGGAUCACUACUGCUUACAGGAACCGGGGCGUCUCCUCCAGAACCAGCAACCAGGCAAAAAGAGCUCCUUCUGUGACACAAAGAAAACCGUUCUCCACUGCAGCGUCCCCCCACCCCACAGCAACAACCGUUAAGAUGAGAAAGUCUGCCGGGACACUCGAGGACAACAGUUCCAGCUCACAUCCAACCAAGACGUCCUCCAAGUCCAAAAGUGGUGGAUCCAAGAGUCAAAACCAGAAACAAAAAACUCCACAAAGCAGCUCAGUUAGUCAUCAAAACAAGCUGGACGCCAGAGAGACGGUCAGCAUGGACGUCUUCUGGAUUGUUGGAAACUGGAGUGAGUGUUCAACAACCUGUGGGAUUGGAGCUGUGUGGAGAACAGUCACAUGCAGUUCAGAGAAUGAAGAAGAUUGUGCCAAAAUGAAGAGACCAGAACCUGCACGAACAUGUCACCUGCAGCCGUGCGCCGCAUGGCAGGCUGGCAGCUGGAGCAAAUGUCCAGAUGAUUGUGCGUUGGUUAGAAAGAGGUUCCGGGACGUCCAGUGUGUGGACGCUCUAAGUAAACGUCCUCUUCGACCGUUUCACUGCCAGGCUGUGUCCAGCCGGCCCGUCAGCACUUUGGUGUGUCCGCACAAGCCCUGCAUGAACUGGAGCGUAUCGCCAUGGGGACCGUGCUCUGGGAGUUGCGGCGAAGGCGUCCGGGAGCGGCUGGUGUUCUGCGCUGAGCCACAUCACUGCAGCACCACUCUGAGGCCAAACAGCACAGAGCCCUGCAGCUUGGAGCCAUGCACCCACUGGGAGACUGGGGACUGGGAGGAGUGCUCAGUGAGCUGUGGUGGUGGCCAGCAACGGCGUUCACUCAAAUGUGUGACGGAGCAGGAAUCAGCUGUCAUGCCAAACAGCUACUGUGAGAAGAUUUCCAAACCAGAAACAGUCAGAAUAUGCAGCAAGCAGGACUGCAACUCAGUUUGCAGAAAGAACGCCAUUUCUUCUCGCUUCUGUGAAAAGCUGAAGCUUUUGGGGCGCUGCAGUCUCAGGUCUGUCCAAAAACAGUGUUGUGUGACCUGCAGACCGUAACCACGACUCAUCACACAGCCUAUU